AGUCAGAUUGCAGACUAAUCCUCUUGUCUCCUCUUUCUCCUCCCGGUGCAGUAAGUGAGCAGCUGUUUGUCGCAAAGGCUCUGCAGAAAGUCAAGAUCGAGGUCAAUGAGAGUGGGACCAAGGCAUCUGCUGCCACUGCUGCCAUCCUUUAUGAACGUAUGGCGCCAUUCGAGGUUGUGAUCGACAGGCCCUUCCUCUUCUUGGUCAGGCACAACCCCACAGGCACCAUCCUCUUCAUGGGCCAAGUCAUGGAACCCUAGAGCAUGAGGCCACCUCUGAAAAGACAAUACUCAGGUAUCAUCUCUGUCGAAAGCCGCAACGGAAAGUAGUAAAAAACUGGAAUUAACCGGAAGAAAAACGUACAAUGAGGGAAGGAAGACUUUUUUUUUGGAAUCCGGGGAUGAUGAUCAAUUUUCUGCCUGGAUCUCGCUCACAUUUAACCAGCAGUGACUUGAACUUCAGCCUUCGUUAGAUGUCAUUUCCUAAUCCACGGUCACGCCAGUGAUCCCAUUCAUUUCACAACUCGCAAGGUCUCGCUGCGUCCGUUCAUUAGCCGCUUCGAACUUUUGACGCCAUCUCGGUUCGGAAUGGUUUCCCAAAGCACUUGCACUUAGCUCCAGCAACUCAACCCUCCCUCCUCCUCCUCCGUCCACCCCAUAAGUUCACUGGAAUCUGACCCCACUACCCCCCCCCCCCCCCCCACCCCCCAACUUCACUGUGUAUGUUCCAAUCAAAAACACCCCAGCAACCUUCGCCCUUGAUCUCCGUGGCACUUGGGCCAAUCGUAAGUCACCAUUGUCACACCCCCCGCCACCCCCCUCACCCCACCUCCGGAUGUCGGUGAAUUUACUCUCCAGGCACAGGUGCACAGCAAGAUCCCACGUAACCACUAACAACUGGGUGGAGCAACUCGGGUUGAGGGAUAAAUAUCGACCGAUAUGCCCCCUCGAAACCGAAUCCUGGCGUUUCUACGGCCAGCCCCGGGGUUCAGCCAAUCCCUGGUCCAGGACACGGGUGUGGAACAUUGAAAGAACUCAGUUACGGCCCGAAUGGCCCAAUCGCGUUUCGGUGGGAGGUGGGACGUGUUACGACAUCCCUAGACUACCCCCCAGCCUCCCCGUGAGGGAAAUAUUUCACCCAGGGAGUGUGAGGAAAGGCAAGAUUGUAUGUCGCCACACCCUGUGAUGCAAAUUUGGGACCAUUAAUGGAAUGUCACGCUCACUCCCCCUUUGGAUUCCACGUAUGUUCCUUUCAAUGUCAAUUUCCAGUAGUCCCCUGUCAGUUCCUACCCUGUGCCGAAAUCUUAUGUUAAUUUCCCUGCUGUUGAGGGGGAGGUUAAAAUGCUUGGGGACCAGCUAUUUGCUUGCUGACUGUGAACAUGCAAGACCUUUGCAUCCAUAUUUACACACACAUCUCUGUACCAAGACUUGCACUGUUGCUUUAAUUUGGAAAAUACGAAACCUCAUGGUGUAGUUUGUAAUAUAUUUUCAGAUUUGUGUAAUUUAUUUCUUUUGACUUAAGAAAUGUUUUUGUAUUUUAAAUAAAAAAAAAGCUAACCACCUUCA
Molecule: messenger RNA, 1565 nt
Organism: Rhincodon typus (whale shark)
Lineage: Eukaryota; Metazoa; Chordata; Chondrichthyes; Orectolobiformes; Rhincodontidae
Product: plasminogen activator inhibitor 1-like
Exons: 3
Biological process (GO): negative regulation of plasminogen activation; negative regulation of endopeptidase activity; negative regulation of vascular wound healing
Molecular function (GO): serine-type endopeptidase inhibitor activity
Source: RefSeq, a predicted model, not a curated record